Molecule: messenger RNA, 372 nt
Organism: Helobdella robusta
Lineage: Eukaryota; Metazoa; Annelida; Clitellata; Rhynchobdellida; Glossiphoniidae
Exons: 3
Biological process (GO): heterophilic cell-cell adhesion; establishment or maintenance of epithelial cell apical/basal polarity
Cellular component (GO): plasma membrane; protein-containing complex
Molecular function (GO): calcium ion binding
Source: RefSeq, a predicted model, not a curated record
UGUUUUUCAAAUCCGUGUUUAAACGACGGAACGUGCUUGGACGUAUCGUCAGAAGGGGAUUACGUGUGCAAGUGUAAGCCAGGAUUCUCCGGAACCAACUGUAAUAAUGUUUGCUAUCCCAACCCGUGUCAGAACGGAGGUACUUGCAAGGACUUCGUUGAGGACAUUAAGUACACAUGCACUUGCCCGCCUGGUUUCUAUGGAAAAGAUUGUCAAUUGACUUGCUCGCCUCAAAACCCCUGCCAAAAUGUUGGCACCUGUGUAGAAACAGACGAUGGGAGUGACCUUCAAUAUUUCUGCAUAUGUAAGCCAGGCUUCUACGGAUCCAACUGCCAGAUUGGUAAUUUUUUUAUUAUGAAUUUUUUAUUGUAA